This is a messenger RNA of Trematomus bernacchii (emerald rockcod), 963 nucleotides long. It is a transcript of the gene snrpb2, whose product is annotated as small nuclear ribonucleoprotein polypeptide B2. Gene Ontology annotation, biological process: mRNA splicing, via spliceosome. The transcript is spliced from 7 exons. NCBI's taxonomy places the organism in Eukaryota, Metazoa, Chordata, Actinopteri, Perciformes, Nototheniidae. The coding region runs from base 90 to 743 and encodes 217 amino acids. Gene Ontology annotation, cellular component: U1 snRNP. The record is from RefSeq and is a predicted model, not a curated record. Gene Ontology annotation, molecular function: U1 snRNA binding.
GUUAAAUCAGGUUAAAGCAGCGCUCUGUGUUAUCGGCGCGAGCAGCAGCUUCCGGUUACAUGUGAGCAGUGUGGUGAGGAGACACCACCAUGGAUAUCCGACCAAACCACACGAUUUACAUCAACAAUAUAAAUGAUAAAGUCAAGAAAGAAGAGAUGCAGCGGUCGCUCUACGCGCUCUUCUCUCAGUUCGGUCAGAUCGUCGAUAUCGUGGCGAUGAAGACCAUGAAGGCGAGGGGUCAGGCCUUCGUCGUCUUCAAAGAGCUCGCCGCCGCCACCAACGCACUGAGGCAACUUCAGGGCUUCCCCUUCUACAACAAACCCAUGAGGAUACAGUACGCAAAGACAGACUCAGAGGUCAUCGCCAAGGCGAGAGGCACGUUUGGCGACAAGGAUAAAAAGAAGGACAAGAAGAAGAAGCCUCAGGAGCCGCCAACCAGCAUGCUAAAGAAACCGGCAGGAUCAACAUCUCCUCCACACUCCGGUUCAGCACAGGUGGCGGAUAAUCCUCCAAACUACAUCCUGUUCCUCAACAACCUGCCUGAAGAGACCAACGAGAUGAUGCUCUCCAUGCUGUUCAACCAGUUUCCCGGUUUCAAAGAGGUGCGACUCGUCCCGGGGAAACACGACAUCUCCUUCGUGGAGUUUGAGAGUGAAAACCAGGCGGGCGUGGCUAAAGACGCGCUGCAGGGCUUCAGGAUCACAGCCACCUGCGCCAUGAAGAUCACGUACGCCAAGAAAUAGAUCCCCGGAGUUUAAUCCAGGGACGCAGAGACUCUGUGAGGGGGGGGGGAUGGGGUCCCUUUCUGUCCGUUCGCUUUUAUUUCUGUAAAUCGUACAUCUCCUCCUUUUUUCUUUUUUUUUUCUAUUAUUACUUUUUGUUGGGUAAAUUGUCGUUGUUGAGGUCAGGCGAAUGAUCACUGGCCUAAAUCUUUUUUUGUAAAAUAAAAGGCUUUUACAUAUA